Messenger RNA from Seriola aureovittata, 3026 nucleotides. It is a transcript of the gene muc15, whose product is annotated as mucin 15, cell surface associated. Bases 159 to 1313 code for a protein of 384 amino acids. The transcript has 4 exons. The record is from RefSeq and is a predicted model, not a curated record. Lineage: Eukaryota; Metazoa; Chordata; Actinopteri; Carangiformes; Carangidae.
CUCCCCUCAGCGCCCUGCGUCUCUCUCUCUCUCUCUCUCUCCAGGCCGAUUGCUGAUUCACUCUCGCAUGUUGGCAGCUCGGUGAAGAGAUUGUGUUGCUUGUGCACCUGUUCUCAUCUGAUACAGCUUAAGAAUAAGAGUGAAACCGAAAGGGGGAAAUGGAACUGUAUUUAAAAAUCACAGCAGGCCUCCUUCUGAUUGUCCAUGCCUUCCACCUGGCAUCGCUCCAAGAUCCAACCGACUCUCCGGGGCGUACAAUUGAUAAAAGCUGGCUCCGUGAACUCGCCAAAAAUACAGCUGGAAGUCUAAAUGCUGCAGUUACCGGAGAGAAGGCAAAGUAUGAUCAGGAAGCUGAUGCGACGGCUUCGGAGCCAAGUAAUGAUUACAGUGGAAUAGCAUCUGGCUCCAUGGCAGCAUUUAAUGCAGAAGAGGAGAACCUGUCGGGCCAUGAAAGCGGUGCGAAUAAUACAUCUGAUGAUCUGAAUGUUGUCGCUACCACGCUGCCUCCCGCAUUUACUAACGGCACAACAAAACAACCUGAACUGCCAGACGCCACAGUUUCUCCAAACACGACAACUGCACAUCCCACAAGCUCAAGUCACGCCAACGUGACAGAAGCGGAGGACGGCUCUCAUAACUCGACCACGACCCUUCAAACCUCCACCACUCAUUUGAUUUCACAAAACUCCACCAGCUUUCCAGAUUUUUCCAAUCGUACUGAUUUACAGUCUACAACCCCGCCUCCAGAGAGAAACGCCACACAAGAAUCCACAACAAGACCGAAGGCACACACGGGGUUAACCAACAGCACAAGCACAGGAUCUACCAACACAACGGCCGUAACAACCACAGCAUCACCAGAGACAAACAAGACGUCGACCCUGUCUUCAUCUACGACAGUGCUCCCCUCUGAGACCACAGAGACGAGCCCUGCGACCACGACCGCCGCCGCUCCGAACACACCUGAGAAGGCCAACAAGACAGACAAAGACGCCGCCUCAGGGAGCAGCUCAGAAAGAGGUUUGGCGUCAGAUCCACACAGGAGUAACAGGAAUGGGGCGUGGGGGGCGGUGCUGGGCACGGCAGUGGCUGUGGCCAUCGUGGGACUGGUGGCCUAUGUCAUCCUGAAAAAGAAACACCAGAAGGCUUUCUCUCACAGGAAACUGGUGGAGGAAUAUCCCUCAGACCCAGUUCUCAGAUUAGACAACAGCGACCCUUUGGAUUUGAACUUUGGCGGUUCGGCCUAUUACAACCCAGGACUCCAGGGGGACAACAUCCAAAUGACCAACUUUCCAGGACGCCAGAGAAACUGAAAGGACUCCCAAGACCAAAGACAUGAACUCCCUUGAAAGAAAAGUCUGUCACCUACUCUAACUGGCCUUUGAUAGACAACUGAUAAUGUGGAGUUUUGUGAAUAAGACUGUCUGAAAGUGAAAUUUGUGGAUGGAAAUCACAAAGAGAGUUUGUCGGCCACCACAAAUGACAUUAAUUGUCAGAAUAUAAAUCGUGUUGUGUAGAUUUAUUGCACUGAACUAAAGGGAUCACUGAAGGAAAUCUGUCUGAAGUACACUGCCACAGCCAAUAUUAACUCUUAGCCAUUUAUGUAUGUUGCCAAAGGGAAUAAAAUUCUUCAUUAGUCUUUCCUAAUGAAGAAUAUGCUUUGCAGUCAAUGAAGGAUAUUAAAAAUUCAUAUUUUCUAUAACUUUUGAUUUAAUAUAAAUCAUUUUUUGCGUGGCUAGGAGCCACAAAAUUUUGUUGCAGACAAGCAAAACAAAGACAUUAGAAUAUAAUCUGAUCAGAUAAAGAGAAGAAACUAGAAUGUGUCUCCUGCUGAUGCAAAACAUUGUAGAAGAAAAGAAAAGAAAAAGCAGCCUAAGUAACAGAUGAGACAGGAGGCCUUUGCGAUGAAAUUCAGACGCCAUGGUCAACAAUAACAUUAUCCAUAUCAGCUAUCACCUGCUGUUAUGGCAUCAGGAAGGCAAUAAGAAAUUUAAUUUGAACUGCGCCUUCAGAUAUUCCACAACUGGCAGUCACAGCCAGAGACUGAGAAUUCAACCGUCAAACCAAAGACUUGAAUUUGUUUUUCCACACCAGUGAGGGAGGUAGGUGGGUGUGUGGUGGGUGGGUGGGUGGGUGCGGGGUGAGGCUGGGUACUGUUUUGUUAUUCAUAGACUAAGGUUUUGGUAUUCAGAAGGGGAAGUUGUGUGUUUGGUCUUUUAGCUCUACUCAGUAGCAACAACUAUAUCAUCAUAAUAUACUGCUUAAAUCUUCUGACCUCCAGGUGUCCAAACAGAGAUUUGAGUUUCUCGCAGCGACAGCGUGCACCUCGGAGGGUUACACACCGGCUGUGUACCUGGAUCAAAACUAGAACAUGCCUUAUUGUGAAUACUAAAAAAAAACUAUAUUUUUGUUGUUAUUCUUCUCCUGUGUUUGUUUUAACUUUGAGUGACAACCUUCAGCAAGGAGAGCGUUUAGUAUCUGACUCUUACAAUGUGGUUGGACUCUUGUCCUUUUGUAUCUAAUGCAUUUGUACGAUAAAAUCUAACAAUACUACAUAAUUUCUACAAUUUCUUACUUUUCUAUGUUAGAAAAAACAAACUUUUAUAACUUUACAUGUGUAAACAAUACAUCCAGAAAAGACCUUUUUCACUUCCCCUGAUCCUUUCAUUCAUCAUUACCUGAGUGAGGCCCGUGCUAGAUCAAUAUGCACCCUGAUUAUGAUUGAUAUGUGUCUCAGCUCCGCCCAAACAGCCAACAAUAACUCUAAAUCUUUUUGUGGGGGGGGGUUACAUGGAACAGCGGAUCUGCUUCCUUCCCUCUCUGUAAUUUCAGACAUUGAUCAGUGUGAGAAACCUUUUUGUGAGAGAGUUUAGUGUCGUACUGUUAAAGAAUUGCAGUGAUUACUGCAGAAAUAAUGCAGAGCAGAUGGUGAUGGGAGACUUCUACACUGGUUGCCACUUAUUGUAAAAUGUAAUGAGACUUGAUGAUGCCUUAAUAAACAACCCAACCCCCCAAAAAUGUAAAAA